Molecule: messenger RNA, 6438 nt
Organism: Auanema sp. JU1783
Lineage: Eukaryota; Metazoa; Nematoda; Chromadorea; Rhabditida; Rhabditidae
Source: the annotation of a GenBank genome assembly
AUGGCGGACGAGUUAGCGCGUAUCCAGCAAUAUGAGUACAGACAGAACUCUAAUCUUGUACUCCAAGUUGAUUAUAACCUCACCGACCGUAGGGGUCGGGAGGAACCUACUGGAGAGGUUUUAGCUCUCACAGAUAAGGUUAUAAAAGGAAUGAAAAUGGGAGACAAAUAUCAAAGAGGAAGAGCUCCAGUGCAAGAAGAGUCCAAAAAGAAGAAGAAGAAGAGACACGAUGUAGAAGAGUCUCGUGCUUCUGCGAAAGCCGUCAUUGGUGAUAGUACAGAUCUCUUAGGUGUAUACAAACCAAGAACACAAGAAACCAAACAAACUUAUGAAGUUAUACUUGCAUUUAUUCAAGACGCUCUCGGUGAUCAGCCCCGUGAUGUGUUAUGUGGAGCUGCUGAUGAAGUAUUGGCUGUUUUAAAAUCAGACAGAGUUCGAGAAAAAGAAAGAAAGAAAGAGAUUGAACAACUCUUGGGAACACUUACUGAUGAACGUUGUCACGCUUUAAUAAAUUUGACGAAGAAGAUCACAGACUUCUCCACAGAAGAAGAAACGAGGAUGGAAACAGAUGAAAUCGAUGAGAGUGAAGGAGUUAACGUACAGUUCGACGAUUCCGACGAUGAAGAGGAUGAGAUCAUCACAGACAUCAAACGUGAUAAUGAAGAAAGCUCCAGUGAAGGAGAAGGUGGAGAUGAAGCCGAAUACCAAGAAGUUCUCCACGGCACAGGCCUCGAAGACGAUGAUGAAAGAGAUUCCAAGAGAAACAAAUUGCACGCCAGAGAUGUCGAUGCCCAUUGGAUUCAGAGAUCUUUAGCCAAAUUCUACAAAGAUGCCAUUGUUGCUCAACAAAAAGUCACAGAAGUCAUCAAUGUGUUGAAGGAGGCCACUGAUGACAGAGAUUGUGAGAAUCAGCUCGUUCUGUUACUCGGAUUUGAUCAGUUCGACUUCAUUCGCACACUUCGCCAGCACAGACAACUUGUCUUGUACUGUACCAUGCUUAAACAAGCCGGCGAUGAUGAAAGAGUCAAGAUCGAAGAUGAAAUGAAAGCUCGUCCUGAUCUUCACCACAUCCUAGCUGAACUUCAAGAGGAAGAUAGCACAGAUAUUGUUGAAACUGAAAGAGCUAAAAGAGACAAGAACGCAGCUCGUAGAGCAGUUGCUGCUGCCGGAGACGAUGCAGUGCAAGCUGGACAAUGGCUUGCCAGUCGUAAAGUUUUAGAUCUCGAUGAACUAGCAUUCACAAAUGGUAGUCAUGUCAUGAGUAACAAGAGAUGUGAACUUCCUGAUGGAUCAUAUCGUAAACAAAAGAAAAGUUAUGAAGAAAUUCACAUUCCUGCAUUGAAACCCAAGCCAUUCGAAGAGGGAGAGAAAUUAAUUCCAAUUUCCUCUUUGCCCAAAUGGGCUCAGAAGGGAUUCGUUGGAUACAAAGAGUUGAACAGAAUUCAAUCUAGACUGUGCGACAGCGCUUUGAAUCAUGAUGAAAACUUACUUCUGUGUGCCCCUACCGGAGCUGGUAAGACAAAUGUUGCUCUUCUCACAAUCCUUCAUGAAGUUGGAAAACAUCUGAAUGAGGAUGGUUCAGUUCGUUUGGAUGAAUUCAAAUGUGUUUAUAUCGCUCCCAUGAAAUCUCUCGUACAAGAAAUGGUCACAAGUUUCAAGAAACGCUUGGAACCAUACAAUAUUCAAGUCGGAGAAAUGACAGGAGAUUCUCAAAUGAGUAAAGAACAGUUCAUGGCAACCCAAGUCAUUGUAUGUACUCCUGAGAAGUAUGAUAUCGUUACCAGAAAGGGAGGAGAGAGAGCUUAUAAUCAGCUUGUCCGUUUGAUCAUCUUCGAUGAAAUCCAUUUACUUCACGAUGAUCGUGGUCCAGUUCUCGAAGCCGUUAUUGUUAGAACUUUGCGUCAAAUGGAACAGACCCACGAUGAUUGUCGUCUUGUUGGUCUAUCUGCUACUCUUCCUAACUACCAGGAUGUAGCUACCUUCCUCAGAGUUCAGCCUGACUUCUUGUAUUACUUCGAGAACAGCUUCCGUCCAGUACCUUUGGAGCAACAGUACAUUGGUGUCACUGAGAAGAAGGCUCUCAAGAGAUUCCAGGCUAUGAAUGAAGUUGUAUACGAAAAGAUCAUGGAACACGCUGGAAAAAAUCAAGUUCUCGUUUUUGUCCACUCUCGUAAGGAAACAGCUAAGACUGCCAGAGCUUUGAUUGAUCAGUGUAUGCAGAACGAUACUCUCAACCUCUUCUUGAAAUCAGGAAGUGCUAGUUCACAGAUUCUCUUCGAAGAAGCUAAUGAAGUUAAAAAUUCCGAUUUGAAAACUAUUCUGCCUCACGGUUUCGCUAUUCACCACGCUGGAAUGAACAGAGUUGAUCGUACACUUGUUGAAGAUUUGUUUGCCGGAAAGCAUAUUCAAGUUCUCGUUUCUACCGCUACCUUGGCUUGGGGAGUUAACUUGCCAGCUCACGCUGUCAUCAUCAAGGGUACUCAAAUUUAUAAUCCUGAAAAAGGAAGAUGGACUGAGUUGGGAGCAUUAGAUGUUAUGCAGAUGUUGGGAAGAGCUGGUCGUCCUCAGCACGACGUCAAAGGUCACGGUAUCCUCAUUACUCAUCAUUCUGAGCUCCAGUUCUAUUUAUCUCUCAUGAACCAACAAUUACCAGUUGAGAGUCAGGCCAUCGCUAGACUACCAGACAUGUUGAACGCCGAAGUUGUCUUAGGAACUAUCAGCAGUGUCAAUGAUGCCAUGAGCUGGCUCGGAUAUACGUACUUGUUCGUUCGUAUGUUGAAGAACCCAACUCUUUAUGGUAUCACCUACGAGCAGGCUAAAGCUGAUCCACUUCUUGAACAACGUCGUGCUGAUCUCAUCCACACCGCUGCAAUUCAAUUAGAUAAAGGACAUUUGGUCAAGUACGAUAAGAAGAGUGGAAUGAUCCAGGCCACCGAACUUGGACGAAUCUCAUCUCACUUCUAUUGUUCUUAUGAUUCCAUGCAAACAUACAAUCAGUUGUUGAAGCCAACAUCAACUGAAAUUGAUCUCUUCCGUAUUUUCUCACUCUCCAGUGAAUUCAAACAAAUUGCGGUUCGUGAAGAAGAAAAGCUUGAGCUCCAAAAACUGGCUGAACACGUACCUAUCCCAAUCAAGGAGUCUCUCGACGAGGGUAGUGCGAAAACAAAUGUUCUUCUCCAGGCUUACAUCUCUCAAUUGAAGUUGGAUGGAUUUGCUCUCCAAUCUGAUAUGGUCUUCGUCGCUCAAUCAGCAGGACGUCUGUUCCGUGCUAUAUUCGAAAUCGUUCUUUGGAGAGGAUGGGCCGCUUUGGCAUUGAAAGUACUUUCUCUGUCCAAAAUGGUGACAGCUAGACAAUGGCAGUCUUUGAAUCCUCUUCAUCAAUUCAAGAAGAUUCCAACCGAUGUUGUCAGAAGUAUUGAUAAGAAGAACUACUCUUUCGAGCGUUUAUACGAUUUGGAUCAACAUCAGCUCGGUGAACUGAUUAAGAUGCCCAAGAUGGGAAAACCUCUUCACAAGUUCAUUCGUCAGUUCCCCAAAUUGGAAAUGACUACUUUGAUUCAACCAAUCACACGUACCACCCUCAGAAUUGAAUUGACCAUCACUCCUGAUUUCAAAUGGGAUGAGAAGGUUCACGGAAAUGCUGAAGGUUUCUGGAUCUUCGUCGAAGAUGUUGAUGGUGAAACUAUUCUUCAUCAUGAAUACUUCCUUUUGAAACAAAAGUUCUGCGAAGACGAGCAUGUCGUCAAGAUGUUCGUCCCAGUAUUUGAUCCUCUGCCACCACUUUACUUCGUCCGCGUUGUAUCUGACAGAUGGCUCGGUUCCGAAACGGUUCUUCCAAUUUCAUUCCGUCACUUGAUUCUCCCAGAGAAGUACCCACCUCCAACUGAACUUCUUGAUCUCCAACCCUUACCGGUCUCUGCAGUAUCUAAUCCAAAGUACAUUGAAAUGUUCAUUGCGAACGGAAUCAAAGUUUUCAAUCCCAUCCAGACUCAAGUGUUCCGUACUGUGUAUGAAAACAACGAUAAUGUUCUUGUUGCUGCACCAAACGGUUCCGGAAAGACUAUUUGUGCUGAGUUGGCUAUUUUGAGACACUUCGAAAAUACCCCUGAAGCUAAAUGCGUCUAUGUAACUCCAAUGGAAGACAUGGCCAUUAAGGUUUACAAUGAUUGGUCUGAAAACUUGGCUGCAACUAUCGAACAACAAGUUGUCCUCCUUACGGGAGAGCCUUCCACUGACUUGAAACUUUUGCAAAGAGGAAAACUUAUUAUUGCUACCCCAGAAAGAUGGGAUAAUAUUUCUCGAAGAUGGAAACAGAGAAAGAACGUGCAGGCCGUCAAAUUAUUUGUUGUCGAUGAUUUGCAUAUGAUUGGAGGAUCAAAUGGGCCUGUUCUGGAAGUUAUCUGUUCCCGAAUGCGUUAUAUGUCGAAUCAAUUAGAGAGUGCAUGUCGUAUUGUGGCUCUUUCCUCUUCUCUGACCAAUGCUCGUGAUGUUGGUGCUUGGUUGGGCUGUUCUCCAGGAUGUACAUUCAACUUCCUUCCAAAUACCAGACCUGUACCAUUGGAGCUCUACAUUCAAGGGUUCAAUCUAUCUCACACCGCGUCCAGAUUAGCUGCUAUGGUUCGCCCAGUUUAUCAAUCUAUCUGUCGCCAUGCUGGUAAAGUAUAUCCUAAGCCUGCUCUUGUUUUCGUUCCUGGAAGACGACAAGCAAGAUCCACAGCCGUUGAUAUUCUCACAAUGGCUCACGCCGAUGGUCAAGCAAAGCGUUUCUUGCACAUUAGUGAGCAAGACGAAACAUUCGCGACUCUCCUUGCCGCUAUCAAUGAUGAAGCUCUCAGAGAAACCUUGUCUGCUGGAGUUGGUUUCCUCCAUGAAGGAACUAGCACCAAAGACAUGGAAAUCGUUGAAAAACUCUUCCAAUCUGGUGCCAUUCAGGUGUGUAUUGUCCCAAGAAGUAUGUGUUACCAAAUCAACAUGGCUGCAUACCUCGUUGUAAUUAUGGAUACACAAUUCUAUAAUGGAAAGUACCACGUCUAUGAAGACUAUCCAAUCGGAGAUGUUUUACAUAUGGUUGGGUUGGCAAAUCGUCCUGGCGCCGAUCAAGAUGCUAAAUGUGUCCUGAUGUGCCAGUCAUCGAAGAGAGAUUUCUUCAAAAAGUUCCUUUACGAGCCAUUGCCUAUUGAGUCUCAUUUGGAUCACUGCCUUCAUGACCAUUUCAAUGCUGAAAUAGUCACAAAAACAAUUGAAAACAAGCAGGAUGCUAUUGAUUAUCUCACUUGGACUCUGCUCUACCGUCGAAUGACCCAAAAUCCAAACUACUACAACUUACAAGGAGUCACACAUCGUCAUCUUUCUGAUGCUCUUUCUGAAUUAGUUGAGAAUACUUUGAAAGAUCUCGAAAACAGCAAGUGCAUUGCUGUCAAGGAUGAAAUGGACACAUUGCCCCUUAAUUUGGGCAUGAUCGCAGCUUAUUAUUAUAUUUCUUACACUACGAUCGAAUUAUUCUCCAUGUCUUUGCAAUCAAAGACCAAAUUGAGAGCUUUGAUUGAAAUCAUCUCAAACGCUACUGAAUUUGCCAAUGUUCCGAUGAGACAUAGAGAGGAUGUUGUAUUGAGACAGUUAGCUAAUAAACUGCCCGGACAAAUGAAAAACCAGAAGUUCUCUGAUCCACAUGUUAAGGUUAAUCUUCUCAUCCACGCCCAUCUUUCCCGUAUCCAACUUUCCGCGGAAUUGAAUAAGGAUACCGAACUUAUUGUUCUCAGAGCUAUUCGACUCGUACAAGCUUGUGUCGAUGUCUUAUCUAGUAAUGGAUGGCUCUCACCCGCUAUUAAUGCUAUGGAAUUGAGUCAAAUGUUGACACAGGCCAUGUACAGCAAUGAACCGUAUCUCAAACAGCUUCCUCAUUGCAAUGCUGACUUGCUUACUCGAGCUAAGGAGAAGAAGGUUGAAUCUGUCUUCGAAUUGCUUGACCUUGAAGAUGAAGAUAGAUCUGAAGUGCUGAAAUUGGAGGGAGCUCAGCUCGCUGAUGUAGCUAAGUUCUGUAACCAUUAUCCAUCUAUUGAAGUCGAACACUCUGUCAACCAGGAUACUAUUAGCCCCGGUGAAGCUCUCGUUGUUUCUGUAUCUAUGGAAAGAGAAAAUGACAUCAACAAGUUAGCUCCCCCAGUGGUUGCACCACUUUUCCCACAAAAGAGAAAGGAAGAAGGAUGGUGGUUGGUUAUUGGAGAUACUGCUGAGAACGCUUUAUACUCCAUCAAGCGUUUGACUAUCAAUGAGAAGGCCGAAAUGCAUCUUGACUUCGUUCCACCCAAAGCAGGAAAAUUCACAUAUAAGUUAUAUUUCAUUUGUGAUUCGUACCUCGGAGCGGAUCAGGAGUUGGAAUUCAGUUUCAGAGUCGAAGACGGUCGAAGCCGAAAACGAAAGCAUGAUCGAGAGGAGUAA